Perca flavescens (yellow perch) is the source of this 4924-nucleotide messenger RNA. It is a transcript of the gene tdrd12, whose product is annotated as tudor domain containing 12. The transcript has 38 exons. Lineage: Eukaryota; Metazoa; Chordata; Actinopteri; Perciformes; Percidae. Gene Ontology annotation, biological process: germ-line stem cell division. The coding region runs from base 220 to 4566 and encodes 1448 amino acids. Gene Ontology annotation, molecular function: ATP binding; nucleic acid binding. The record is from RefSeq and is a predicted model, not a curated record.
AACAGCGCCCGAGAUCCGCCCACAAAGCUACUUGCGUUUCACGUUUGAUAUAGUCUCACUUUGCCAGACCGUCCAUGGGCUGCGGAGCGGAGAAGGAAACUGGUGUAUCUCCAUAGCGACCUCUACCGGAUACCUCCAUUUUGUGCUUUCCGAUUCACCGGCUGUUCCCGUUCAAGAGCUCGGAAACAGUGUCUGUAAGAAACCGUGCAUUGACACACAAUGCUGGAAAUAUCACAUUUGAAGAUUGAGAGCCCGUCCUGCCUCUGGGGUCGGGUUGUUCGGGGGCCCGGCAGUGAUGCAGAGACCACAGAGCAGUACGACAAACUGCUGACUCGGAUGAACCUCUUCUACCACGACGUCACUCAGGACCUGCGCAAGCUGAAGCCCUCAAUGUUAGAGGAGGGACAGGUGUGUGUGGUGUACUGGUCAGCGAGGAAGUCGUGGUGCCGGGCCGUGGUGGAGUCGAUCUUUAUGGAUUCGUUGUCCUGUCAGGCUCGCUGCCUCCUGGUCGACCACGGAGAGCGAGUCGUCAUCCCCUCGGACCAGAUCCGAAUCGCUAUGGAGCCCUUCCUCCAGCUGCCUUUCUGGGUGAGAAAGUUCCACCUGGCGGGCAUCAAGCCAAAAACCCUGCGAGUGUCCGUCUUUGAGAAGGCGCCAGAGCUCAUUCCGUCCACUCAAUGGGACAGCUCUGCUACACUCUACCUGCACAACCUGCUGCAAGCGUCGACGCAGACAGAGGCCGUGUUGCUUGAAUCCAAGUCGGACUCCACAUCUAUUGAGCUGUACCUGACCGUAAGGAACGUGAAGAUCUGUGUGAAUGACGAUCUGGUGACCAAGAAGUUUGCGUACUAUAGCAGAGAGUCAGCUGACAGCAACGGCCUGGACGAGGUGGACACACAUCCUGUCAUGUUGUCCUACAGCAUCUUAACCCAGACUGUCGGCACAGACGUCAAAGAAAAGAAACCGACAGCCCAAACCCAACUAUCUCCUGUGAUGUCACAAAAUCUGACUGCAGUUGAUUGGCUGACGGCUCCCUCUACACCUCAGAGCCAACAACAUCAGCUGAACGCCUUCGAGGAAGGCAGCAGGUCAACGCUCACAGACGGACAUCUGUCUCCAGGCAGCCAGUCAAAGAACGGCCCAGACACUGCUGCUGUGCGUGAUUCGUCGGAGGAUACAGACUCGUCUUUGGCUGCAGCCCUGACCAAAAAUCUCAGUCUGUUCAGGUUCCUGAAGUUUCUGAAUCCUAACAGCAGCUACCAGCAGGCGGCUCCAAGUGUCAGUCAGCAUGAAGAGCUAAAAGACUGUCGACCUGAAGAAACGACUGCCGCCUCUGCCGCCUGCACACAACAGGAAGUAUUAAUCCCUUCAAACAGUGAGCCUGAAACACAGGACAACCAAGCAUUGCUCAGUAUGAGUGGAGCUGAGAGCAGUCCGGUUAAACAUCUGACCGAUGAAGAAACCAGUAGAUCAGGGCAGUCAGGACCAGCAGAGAAGACGUGGAGAAGUGAAGAGGACUGGGUCUGUUCACGAUUUCUGGAGUGGUUGAACCCGAAGCCUUUGAACCUUGAUCCGGAUGCUGCUGCAGAUGACACAGUUGUUGCCAGUGAUCCCAUGAAGAGUGGGAUUCUGGUGCACUCUGCCCUCCCCGUGGAGCCCUGCAGCAGCCUGGAUGAUGGCCCCAUCACGGACGCUCUCCGCUGGGUGUUGCGGAGGAAGCACUACACCACUCUGUCUCCAGCUGAGCGUUACAGCUGGCCAGCUGUGGCUCGAGGAUGCAACGCUGUCAUCGUUGCGCAAAACGGUGAUCAGCCGCUCUGCUACAUCGCCCCGCUGCUCACCCACAUCCUUCUAAACUCCAUCUUCACCUGCCUCACCUCCAACUCAGGGCCCGUAGCAGUGCUGCUGUGUCCAGGCUGGGAGAAAGCCCAGGCGGUGUAUGACCUGCUGGAGGAGAUUAAGGCCACCAAAGUCCUCCACCCUGCCAUCUUGCUGCUGGGUGUCGGCAAAGACGAGGCCAAGGAUGUCAGGAUCCCCAAAAACUGCCUGCUGUUAGUGACCACUCCGUUCAGUUUUGUUUGUCUGCUGUCCUGCCACUGCUUCCUGUUCCUGCGCCUGUCCCACCUCGUGCUGGAUGAGGCCGACCAGCUGUUUUCACUCGCUCCAGAUCAGAUGGCGACCAUUUUACAACAUUUUCAGAAGGUGAUAACCAGCGAGGAGAAGGUUUCAUGUCCUCAGCAGCUCGUCGCUGUGGCAAAAAAAUGGAGCGGUCACAUGGAGGGUUUGUUGGCCAAUCACAUGCCGUGCCCCAGCAUUGUGAUGACUGUCCCCGAGGAGGCUGCUCUCUAUGGUGACGUUCACCAGAUCAUCCUCAUGACUUUAGAGAGCAGCAAGGUCUCAGUGCUGUUGGGGGCGCUUGAUUUCAACCCCGAUGUCGGCCAGAAGACUCUAAUCAUAGCCAACUCUGCUCAGGAGGUUGAGGACGUGUUCAAGGCCUUGAGCAACAAAUCAGCAUUCUGCCUCAAGACCCACGAGGGUUUAACACACGAGUUUGACAUUGUCAUUCAGCAGUGGAGGAGGGACAUUGGGCCCAGCACUCAUGUUAUUCUGGUGACCAACAACGAGUGUCUGAAGUGUCUGGGAAUCAGAGAUGCGACUUGUGUGGUCCAUUAUGGCUUCCCUACUUCCCCCAAAGUAUUCGGCGAGCGGCUCUUCUGCCUGGCGGAGAACUUCAGAAACCUUUCUGAACAAGGUUCCUCUCAGGAUCAAGCGCGGAGCCCUCGUCCCUCCAGGUCGGUGCUGCUGAUCUCUGAGAGGAACGCCAGUCAUGUAGUCGGGAUUCUGCGUUACCUGGGGCGAACCAACGCCCCGUUGCCCCCUGAGCUGCUGUCCUUCGCACAGGGUGUCCAUGCGGCCAGGGAGAACCAGAAGACCAACAAGCCUUUCUGCAGCUACCUCAAGAGCUUUGGAGUCUGCAGAGACAGCAGUGUGUGCCCCGACCGUCACAUAUACAUUUCCCAACUGGAUCAGUCUGAGCUUCCUGCUUCAGGAGUCAUAGAAGUUGUGCCGAUUUACAUCAAGACGGCAUCAGUGUUCUACGGUCGUAUUGUCCAGAAGGAGGACGGAGGUUUCCAGAGCAUGGCGUCUGAGAUGACUUCUUACUAUGCUGACAAGAAACCUGGAGCCCACGAGGUGCUGGAGGGAGGCUUAUAUGCUGUGCAGGAGGACGAGAUUUUCCACAGGGUGAAGAUCCUGUCCGUCCCAGAGAGAGGUGGCCGGCUGUUUUUCAGCGUCUUUGCUCGAUUUAUUGAUGUGGGAAAGGAGGAGGAGGUCAAAUCCCAUCAGAUCUUCCAGCUCCCAGAGCAGUUCCACUCUCUGCCCGGCCAGUCCGUGGAGAUCAUCGUCUGCCGGGUCAAACCAGUUGACGCCGAGACAGACUGGCACCCCAAGGUUACCAGGGCGCUCAGCCAGAAGAUCCGAGGCCUGCAGCACCGAGCCAGAGCAGUCUUCAGCCUGGGAAACACUGUUUUUGUUGAUCCCAUGGUCCGUGUGACCAAGGUGCCGGGUAUGAAAACUGUGAUCAAUGAAUACAACGUGCAGUCGGAGAUCCUGAACACAGGGAUGGGAGUCAGCAACCCGGAGCAUGUGGACCUGCUGAAGGCUCUCUGCCAGGAGAGCAAAGAGGCGGGUCACGUUAAUGGGUUGGGGAAUGGUCCGGCGUCUCUGGAAGUCAGGAUCAAAGCUGAGGAGGAAGUUCUGGCUGAAGCCUUCAGAGCCGCGGAGGCCAAUCGGCUCGCCCAACUUCCUCACCUCGCUGACAUUCCUCACCUCGAACCACUCAUUCCAGUAUCUCCAACGACCCGGUCCCUGGUCCCAGAACCACCAGUACCAAGAGCACCUAAACUCCACCUGGCUCCAGUGUGGGUUCAGAAGACCCUGUCGGCUGACCAGGCAGCUAUCGGACAGAGAAACGCCCACACUGCUGAUCUGAAGUCAGCUGAGCAGAUCAUGAGGGUUGGAGAUGGAGCAGAACUUUGCCCCGCGACCAGCCAGGGUGCUUGUCUCAAACCCAAGGAAAACGGUGUUAACGGAGGUGAUGAUGAAAGCAACAUUCAGCAGGUCAUCGGCACUAAAGAGAGAGACUGUGAUGACUCCACAAAAAGUUUCCACCCUCAGGCCCGUUGGUACCAGACGUCCGACUCUGUGAUUGUGACGGUGAAGCUGAUGAACCCCGAGAGCCAGCGCUGUGAUUUCUACCCCGACAGAGUCGUUUACAGUGGCAGAGCGAACGGUCGGACAUACAGAGCUGACCUGCAGCUUCACGGCAACAUCGCUGCAGACCGCUGCAGCUGGGAAAUGAAGUCCAAUGAGCCCGUUCUCAAACUGGUUAAACAACAGCCGGGAAACUGGGAAAGACUCCUCAGGAGCAAGAAUAUUUUUGUAAGUUACGACAUGGAUCACUUUGUAGAGGAUGAAGACAAAAUCCCAAAUGGUCUGUGUUUUGUAGAGAACACGGGAAAGGACAACUGGUAUGUGAACUCUGAGACAGACAGUGACAGCGACUGAAACUCAAGAAACAAAAAACGCAAUCUUUCCCUCGUGCCAUCUAAUAUUACUGAGGGUCACAUAAAUAUUAUCUUCUGUUGUUUUGGUGCUAUGAACUUUGACCUCCUUAACGUUUAAAGGGAUCAUGGGAUAGAAACUUCUGCAGUGAAUUUAAAAAGAAACAUUCAGGACCAUGAGAUUUAAUCUUUUGAUUUUUGUAUUGAUCCUUUUAGUACAAAAAAGUAUUUCCCAAUUUUGGUUUGAAAUGAAUAUUCUCAGGGGCCUCAUAGAUGGACCCCACCCACCUGAUAAGAUUUAAAGGUCCCAUGACAUGGUGCUCUUUGGAUGCUUUUAUAUAGGCCUUAGUGGUCCCCUAAUA